Messenger RNA from Salarias fasciatus (jewelled blenny), 2754 nucleotides. It is a transcript of the gene rbfox2, whose product is annotated as RNA binding fox-1 homolog 2. Gene Ontology annotation, cellular component: cytoplasm; nucleus. Gene Ontology annotation, molecular function: mRNA binding. The transcript has 13 exons. The record is from RefSeq and is a predicted model, not a curated record. NCBI's taxonomy places the organism in Eukaryota, Metazoa, Chordata, Actinopteri, Blenniiformes, Blenniidae. Gene Ontology annotation, biological process: regulation of alternative mRNA splicing, via spliceosome; nervous system development. Bases 913 to 2283 code for a protein of 456 amino acids.
GAGGAGGAGGAGGGAGGACAAUUUCCUUUCUGUAACACACACGCUACAUGAACACACCGGGAAAACGGAGCGAGCACAGAAAAUAAUAAGCCAAAGAGAGAGAGAGAGGGAAAAGGAGGGGGGGCGAAGGAAACACCGCAGCCUCUGAGUCCGUCCGUGCGUCCGUCCUUUGGUUGUUUUUUUUUUUUUUUUUUUUUUUUUUUUUGAGGGGGGGGAAUUUGUUUUUUUUUUUUUUUUUUUUUUUGGCGUUACGCGCAGACUUGCGGACUAACAUGGGAAGAGAGCUCCUGAGGAGGAUUGACUUUCAGUGAACCUCUGCUCUGUGGCUAACAGGGAGGGAAAAGGCGACAGGGAAGACAUGUUGAGGGGUUUUUUCGUCUUGAGGUUGCGGUAGGCUGUUCAUGUUGUGCUCUUAAAGAAACACGGCUCUGGAAGAGGGGUUAAAAAAAAAAGAGGGCAAAUGGAAACUGGGCGGUAGACUGAGCUCUGGAGCCAUUGUGUUGAUCGGUGUUUGUUUAAUUGGUUUGUUAUGAUCUGAAAUAACGUAGGCCUCUGAGGCAGCCCCGCAGUAAAUAAAUACACGGUCAGCAGACAGAGGGGCUUCAUAGCUGGAAAUUAGCCCGAUAAACCUGCCUUGUGUCGAAAGGGACGCUUAGAAUUACGCGGCGUGAGUGUUAAAAACAAGGGCAAUUUGGCGAUUUUGGUGUGGUUUUUAUUUGAAUCCAGAAAGCCGAAACAUUUCCAGAUACAUCAACUCUUCAGGGGCUCAAACAAAAGGCCCAGUAUUAAUAAAAUACACAGGGAACGCCGCUUGGCUUCGAAAGGCUGAUUUUAAUCCUCCGUCCGGUUUUUACGCACAGAGGUGCUCAGUAUUACUUCAGCUGAAGGAAGGGAACAAACCAAGAUUUUUAAAUGUUAAUGUCGACCGACGUUGCAUCCAUCAUGCUGCCCGUGUCCCGCGGUCUCAUCGACCGGGACAGAGAGCUGGACUCCAUGGCCGGGGUGCAUCCUAACCCGGGCGGCGCUCCCGCGGCGGUGCGGGGCAUGAAGCGCGGAGACCCGGAGCCCGACGCGCAGACGGCGGCCGCUCUGGUGGACUCGGCCGGCGCCGAGUGCAAGCGUCCCCGCAUCGACGGCACCGGAGGGAUCGGCGAGGUUGGCCAGAACAACGAUCCUUUGACUCUCGGUUAUCAUGGAUACCCGUCUCAUAGCCAGGGCUCUCAGGAUAGUGCUGGCGGUCAGGAGGGACUCGUGCCCCCACCUUUCUCCGCGUUCCCGCCUCCCCCUCCGCCGCCGCCCCAGAAUGGCCUGGCCCUGGAUUACGGGGGCAGCCUGUACGCGGCGGGCGCCGUCCAGGGCCCCGUGGAAGCCGGUGGAGCGGCGAACAGCGCGGCCAACGCCGCAAACAGCCUCAGUGCCCAACAGUCAGACGGAUCCUCCCAGAUUGACGGUCAGUCUGGGAUCGGCUCGGGGGGAGGGGGAGGCGGCGGGAGUGCCGGGGAUGACUCAGACGCCAAGGGGACCCCCAAACGCCUCCACGUGUCGAACAUCCCCUUUCGCUUUCGAGACCCUGACCUACGGCAGAUGUUCGGGCAAUUUGGCAAAAUCCUGGAUGUGGAGAUCAUUUUCAACGAGAGGGGUUCCAAGGGCUUCGGUUUUGUAACGUUCGAGUCGAGUGCCGACGCAGAGCGGGCCAGAGAGAAGCUGCACGGCACGCUGGUGGAGGGCCGUAAAAUUGAGGUCAAUAACGCCACGGCCAGAGUGAUGACGAACAAGAAGAUGACCACGCCGUACUCCAAUGGAGAGGGCCUCGCAGCACUACCAUAUGCUGGCUGGAAGUUGAGUCCCAUGGUUGGAGCCAUGUACAGCCCUGAGCUCUAUACAGUGCCAGGGUUUCCUUACCCCGCAGCAGCAGCUGCCGCCUCCACAGCUGCAACCUUUCGAGGCGCUCAUCUCCGGGGUCGUGCUCGGCCGGUCUACAGUGCAGUCAGGGCAGCUGUCCCACAGCCUGCCAUCCCCACCUACCCCGGUGUGAUGGCCUAUCAGGAUGGUUUUUACGGUGCAGCUGAUCUCUAUGGUGGCUAUGCAGCAUAUCGUUACGCCCAGCCGGCUGCAGUAGCGACUCCUGCGGCGGCGGCGGCUGCAGCGGCGGCGUACAGCGACAGUUACGGACGAGUUUACACGGCAGACCCCUACCAUGCUGCGCUGGCCCCGGCUGCCUACGGUGUUGGAGCCAUGGCCACACUGUACAGAGGAGGCUACAGUAGAUUCGCCCCUUAUUGAAGACACUUCAUUUCCCAGGAGCUCCUCUCUUCCAUUGAAUUACUCUGAAAGAGCUCCCCCUGUUGAAGUGGAGGUUGACUUGCACCCAGUUUUAAAGCGUGGAGUCAUCCACAAACAACAUAUUUCACAUCCCACCCCAGAACAGUCCCACAUUUUCUUAUAUACGCUACUACCGAAAUAGAGGAAUGCUGUAUUAAAGACUGAAGGAUGGCCUUUGAGUAAUUCCAAGAAAAAAAAAGAGAAAUGGAAAGAAAAAAAAAAAGACUUUAAAUGGCCACCUUCACUAUUGCACGGCUGUAUCAUAGUCUCCCCUAUCUUUUUCCCUCGGCACUCAGCAGCACAAGAUUUGGGACAGCGCCCAGAAGUUCUUCCAAAGUCUGUAUACGUGGAUGACUGACAUUUGAGCAGCUGUCACUCCUGUGAGGGAAAGAGCCCAACCACGUGUGGCGAACACACACUCUGCAUUUAAGG